CUUUGAAAAGGAUUCGAGGGAAUGUACUCAGUAGACUCCUGAGUUUGUAACAAAAUAUUUUUGAAAAGAAAAGUUCGUCGCGGGGUCGUCUUUCUUCGCCUGGCGAGUGAAAGAUGAGCCAAUGCGUGUUGAGUACCGUCCUUUGUGCUCUAAACAGUCGGGCUGAAUAAGCCGACACAUUCACACGCAUCCACCCCACCAGUCUUCACACACGUAUACACGGGUGUAUCCACCCACACACACUCUCUCUCUCACGUGUGCUUACAAUCACCGCCCGCUGGCGUCCUUUACACAAUCAGUGUUUGUUGACAAGUCUGUGCUAGUUCGCUAUAUUCUCUAUUAAUUCAUAUCGUCGACAAUAUUUUGACUCAGUCGAGUACACAGUUCAGGGUGGACAGGUCGCUGUGGCUGACGCACGUUUCAAGUGUCAGAGCGAAGCAGACGAACUCUUCAGGAUUCGUUUCUCGAACUUCCCUGUACAGACACGACUUAUUUUAUCUUCGUUGAACUGAAGAUUCAACAGUGUGUGUAGAAAAUAAACAAGUUGAGCUUUUGCUGUGAGUCUUGAUAAAGUGUCUAACCAAGCAAGGUCAAGGUCUGGGGUACCUGGCCGGUCAUGAUGCAAGGGAGUGCAGCGCAGUAAAGCAGCACAGAACAUCCUAGUUGUUGGGGUCACAAGUGCUGGCUAAGAUGGCCGAACAGGAGGAUGACGAGGUUUGCGAAGCGAAACUUGAUGAUCGAGACUCGGUGAUGGCCAUAGAUGACGACGUGUACGAUGGCAUCGACUUUCUCCCGGACACCUACUCCAGUCUCCUGCAACAAGAAGAUGUUCGGUGCUACCUUUACAAGAGAGAUGGCAAAAUUAUUGGGUUCAUGAGCACUCAGCUGAUCAACGGACGACAGACGCUGCUGGUCUCUUCAACAAGAAUAGCAAAGGAGCACAGAGGUGUAGGAGUGCUUAGCCGCUUUAAAGAACUCGCUCUUUACAAAUAUUUGGAUGAUGUUCUGUCAACAGCACCCAAGCUUCGCAAAAUUACUUUUGCAGUCAGUGACAGAAAACUGAUGGAAGAUCCACAGAACGAACAGGUUGCCAUCAAGAAGCUCGCGAGUUUCAAGGGGACAAUGACUAAUGGGAGCCUUACAGAAGAUCUUCCAGAAAUGAGAAAACUCUCACUCGAUGAAAUGAAAGAUAUUUGUAAGAAUGCCGAGACACGCCAUCUUUUUCCAGAUGGAAUAAUAAUUUUAGGGUGGAAGCCAUAUCGAAUCAUGGUCGAGAAUGUAGCUGUAUUUACACAUCACAGCUCAAACCGCGUUUUUCUAGUAAACAAAACCUCAGAUAAAGAAAGCCUUCCACGAUUUUUUUCAGCAGGCAGCUACUUUAGUUGCAAGAAAGGUAUCUAUUAUAUAACAGAUCUUUUUGGUGAGGCAAGUAACGAAGAACUGCGAGGGCACAUAAAUUGGCACAUGAAGCGGUUAUAUGAGAAAGCCGAAGAGACAGAACAGGAUGUUGUCUUCAGCAUCUGUUAUUCUCCAAAUUUAGAUGGCGCUGUGGAGAAUCUACCUCUGUGUUAUGGGCUAGAAAAAGCAAAUCUUUGUGUGACAGAAAUUAUUGUGAUCGAACAAAAUCGUCCCUGAACAAAGCGCCAGUAUGUCGAGGACAACAGUCGUCAGUACCUCUCAGAAAUGGUCAGUCACCAUUAAGUCUUCCUAAGGGUAUGUCUGGCCAAGCAUUUCCCUUGAAGAAAUAAUACUUGUCCUUUGAAAACCUUACAAGAUGUCCUGUAAAGGCGCCUGUGUGACAUUAGCAUAGAUGUAUCAGGGCUCUGUUCACUUUGUCCAAUAGCAGCACAUUCAACUAUAAAAGAGGAAUGAGGACGAUGUCUUCACUUUGUCGAACUAAGUCGGUGUCGACUGUUUCCCACACCAUACAGUGCAGUAGGGGUCCAUUUUGCUGUGCUUGGUGUGGAAAGCGGAAGCCAACUGGUAUCUGUGACUGGCAGAACUUCUUGUAGAAUAACGGAUGUAUGUCACAGGUCGGUGGAUGAUAAGUGAACAGAGACGAGCGUAGGUCACCUCGACUACGAACGAUGUUUCAGAGGGGAGUACAGGAUGGGGCGGGAAGCUGUGUGUGUUAAAGGAAUAUUAUAGUUUGUUUGCUUUUAUGGUUUCGUUUUGUUGUAUUUUGUGUUGGUUUAUAUUAGUGUCGGGUGUGGAGCAGCGAGCAGACGGAGAGUGAGUGACGUCAUCGUUUGUGUGUCUAGCUCCGCCUUCAGGUCCGCCAUGUUUGUUAUGGUCGUCAUGAGUUAAUUAAGCGAUAAGAAAUGUAUGCACUCAAACCAAUACAGAGUUAAAAACAUAAGGGGUAACAAAAUAUUUGAAUUAGAAGCAAACAUGCAAACAGAAGGGGACACAAAAGUCCUUCUCUUUAGUGGUUGAUAAAAAAAACCCUAUUAAAAUCUUGAAACAGAUGUAUAAAACGUGA
Pomacea canaliculata is the source of this 2482-nucleotide messenger RNA. Its product is annotated as histidine N-acetyltransferase-like. NCBI's taxonomy places the organism in Eukaryota, Metazoa, Mollusca, Gastropoda, Architaenioglossa, Ampullariidae. Bases 691 to 1635 code for a protein of 314 amino acids. The transcript has 4 exons. The record is from RefSeq and is a predicted model, not a curated record. Gene Ontology annotation, molecular function: acyltransferase activity, transferring groups other than amino-acyl groups.